This is a messenger RNA of Colletotrichum orchidophilum, 1371 nucleotides long. RefSeq names its product BAH domain-containing protein. The record is from RefSeq and is a predicted model, not a curated record. The transcript is spliced from 4 exons. The coding region runs from base 1 to 1371 and encodes 456 amino acids. NCBI's taxonomy places the organism in Eukaryota, Fungi, Ascomycota, Sordariomycetes, Glomerellales, Glomerellaceae. Gene Ontology annotation, molecular function: chromatin binding.
AUGUCUACUUCGCGCAAGCGCCCUCGCGCCGAGGUCGAGGAAAACAAGGCCGAAUGCCCCUUCAGCAUUACCUACGCCGAACCCGAUAUCAAGGCACAGAAAAAGUCCAAGAAGAGGAGGAAACCGGACCAAGAAGAGGAGGACGGAAAGAAGAGCUCAAAGCAACUCUCUCCCUUCUCCCCUUCUGGUGACUUCAACGGCAAGAGCGCUAAUGAUGUUCUGGACUUGGAAUACCAUGUGCACCCGCAGAAGAAGUGGUUGGAGAUGACGCGAUACAACAGUUUCGUCUUAAAUGGGACAAAGUAUUUCAGUGAGGGCUUCAUCUAUGUCGCAAACGACCAGACGGUCCAACGCCAGAAGGCCGCGGCGGAGGGCUCGACGGAUGCCAACGAGCCGGAGAAGGUCCUGAAGCGAUCAAAAUCUGAAGACGAUUGGGUGGCCCGAAUUCUGGAGAUCCGCGCGAGUGAUGAACAUCACGUCUAUGCGCGCAUAUACUGGAUGUACUGGCCGGAGGAGCUGCCGGAGGGCACGAUGGAAGGAAAGAAGUACACAGGAGGCCGCCAGCCGUAUCACGGUCACAACGAGCUUAUUGCUUCCAACCAUAUGGACAUCAUCAAUGUUGUUAGUGUGACAUUGCCCGCCACCGUCAAGCAAUGGAUCGAAGAGAACGACGACGAGAUCCAGGAGGCCCUUUACUGGCGCCAGGCCUUUGAUUGUCGCACUCAGCAGCUCUCGUCAGUCGAACGCACCUGCAAAUGUCGACAGCCCGCCAACCCGGACAAGACCCUCGUCGGAUGCUCCAACAAGGAGUGCGGAAAAUGGCUACACGAGCACUGUCUGCGAGAAGAAACCCUGAUGCGAACAUACGAGCGACUUGGCAAGGACAAGCCCCACCUCACCGCAAAACCCUCGACGGACGGAACAACGUCGGUUGCUGAGAGCGAAAAGGUCAAAGACGAGAAGCAGCUCGAUGACGGUGUGAACGGACCACUCAGCCCGACCGAGAGCGGUGCCGAUGUUAAGCAAACAAUCGAUGCCAAGCCGAGCGAUGCGCCGGAGGAGACCAAUGGGCAGUCAGUGGCCGAGGGAACGCCUGCCGCCGUCGAUGAGCGCGUCUCGCAACCACCCACAACCCCUGCCACACCAACCGUACCCGAGGUGCCGGCAGCAUCACGCAAGGCUAGACCCGUCAAGAAGAAGCCAUCCUCGACCGACGCGAAGCCGUGGGAAGGCUUGUUCGAGGCGAAGAUCUUGAUGGACAUGACUCCAUCAACGAUUGAGAUCAGAGACCUUCGAGAGAACGUCACUGAAGGCGAGAAGGUGUGGACUGAGCCGCUGCUCUGCGUCGUUUGCGGAGUAGGGAUCAGCUAA